Trichomycterus rosablanca is the source of this 1733-nucleotide messenger RNA. RefSeq names its product Ras association domain family member 7b (gene rassf7b). NCBI's taxonomy places the organism in Eukaryota, Metazoa, Chordata, Actinopteri, Siluriformes, Trichomycteridae. The transcript has 6 exons. Bases 181 to 1446 code for a protein of 421 amino acids. The record is from RefSeq and is a predicted model, not a curated record. Gene Ontology annotation, biological process: signal transduction.
CAGGAAACACCUGUUGGAUUUUUCUUUUACAUAAGAAGUUAUAAGACCUGGACAGUACUCAGUACUUUGUUUUUUUGUUCAGUAUGGUGAUUGGGAAGCCUGUCGCUGAGGAGAGAGCUUUCAGCCAGAAGGAAGACAGUGCCAUGUAAAGCAGUUGCUGCAUGAAGCUCGUACACAGCCAUGGAGUUAAAGGUGUGGGUGGAUGGGGUGCAGCGUGUUGUCUGCGGCCUGUCCGAAGAAACGUCCUGUCAGGAUGUGGUCAUCGCCCUGGCUCAGGCUAUAGGACAAACAGGUCGCUACGUCCUUGUUCAGAAGCUAAGGGACAAAGAACGACAGCUCGUCGCUAAUGAGCGCCCUUUGCAAGCUUUGGCCAAACUCGGACAGUUGAGCAGCGAAGUGCAGUUUAUCCUGCGGCGGACUGGCCCCACCAGCAGUGAGGGAUCUGACCUAGACCGACCUCCUUCUCUCCCCAAACUCCUGGAACCUGAGCCUCCUAAGAAAAAAGAGCCCAAAAAGGCCCUCAGCUUUAACCUUGGACCAUCUACCUCUUUACAACCAAGUGUUAAGCAGCCCAAAAGGGUGCCAAGAGACUCUACAGAGCAAAGGGCACCCUCCGGUCCAUCUGGUCCAUCCUAUGCACAUGCUGGCCCGUCUAAAGAAGAAAUCUUCCGGCAUAUUCUUCAGCAGCAGAGCAGGCUGCAGGCUCUUCAGGACCACUUGGAGUCUCUGGACUCCGAAGUCUGGACUCUCGAGCAACCGUCACCUCCGAGCCUUUCUCCAGACCUUCUGGAGGAGAUGGACUAUCUGGGGGAGACGUUCAGGCGCAAUGAGGCUGAACUGGCCCACCUGGAUUACUGGGAGUCUGAGUAUCACGCAGAGGUUCAGAGAGAACAAAGCAUGCUCAGGCAACUGAGAGAGAUUCACGUAGCUCUGGACGAUCACAGUCGGAGGAUUCACGAAACAGAAACUGUCUGCGGGAGACUGGAACGGGAUAGCCAGCUCCAGGCGGACAACAGGAACGGCAUCCGCCACGCACAGGUCAGUGUGGAGGAGUCGGUGGGGAAUGUACGAGCACAGCUGGAUGUGGCGCAGCAUCAGGGAUCUGAACUGGGUUCUUCACUUGAGGGGACUAAUAAAGCUUUGAAGGUGGCAGACGAUCUUCUGCAGGUCAAGAGUAAAGAAGUGGAUGAACUGAAUAAGGAACUACGACAGUGUAACCUUCAGCAGUUCAUUCAGCAAGCAGGGGGGUCUUCACCUCAGGUCAGCAUCCAAGCCGACGACCAGGAUCUCGCUGACCUCAUGCCCGACGGACAGAGCGAUGAAGACUCAUAUCACUCAGUGUUGGAGUUUAAUCCUCGUACUACUGCCAAGCAGAUCCUUGCAAACCCUCGCAGCCUUCAGAACCCGCUUCUGUCCAAGCUCCAUCCAGAGGUCCUGCAGUCUUGAGAGGUGGUGAAAAAGCUGAAAUUACAAGCCUGAGGAUCUAGUCACUGAUCACUUUAUAUCCUGUCUACAUUAUCUGGUUUAAGUAUAAGUAUAUAUUUUGCACCAUUACUUGGAAUCUGAUGUGAAAGUGUAAUGUAUAAGUAUAGCCACGUGUUUGUAAAUAAUGUGUUAUCUUUGUAAUUAUAAAACAGGUUAAAAACUUUUGAAUGUAUUUUAUAAAAUAUGUAUUUUCUGUCAUGAUUUCUACAUACAUCCAAAAUCGACAUUAUUAAACAACAGCUACAAAA